This is a messenger RNA of Ectocarpus sp. CCAP 1310/34, 1105 nucleotides long. The record is from the annotation of a GenBank genome assembly. NCBI's taxonomy places the organism in Eukaryota, Phaeophyceae, Ectocarpales, Ectocarpaceae.
AUGAUAGAUAUGAAGACCAUUGGCAGAACCGAGAGGAAGUACCUACUAUCCGAAUCCAGGGUCAUCACUCCGGCUUUGACGAUUUCGUCAAUACCAGUCGUAUACGGCUAUUACGUUGACGGCUACGGCUACGACGACGACGACUUCUACGUCGACGAUGACGACGACAAUGAUGACGACGAUGACGACGACAAUGAUGACGACAAUGACGACAAGUCGACGCGGUCGUCAUUAUCUUCUACUGAGUAUACGACCACUUCGUCGACAUUGUCCAGCAGUACGUUCUCUCCAUCCGAGGCAUCCACUACGCCACCCGGCGCUUCUCGUCAACGCCGGCAACGACGUCGACUUGUCUCUUCCUCCUCAUCAUCAUCAUCAACCAGUGAUACCACAUCUUACGACGACGGCGUCGACUCGUGGACAUACUUCUCUGGGUUGGACGACGACUCUUUCACCUUCCUGCGUGCAGACGAUACCAGCGCUUCGUCUCCGUCAUUUUCUGGGGGAUUUCUCAAUAUAUACGUGCUGCAAGGCUCGUAUUCGCUCAUCAUAAUUGAGGACAUCGACCCGCUGGAUAUUGGUGACUUGCUGGGCAAUAUCGGCGGGUUCUGGGGUUACGUGCUACUCUCGUUUGCAGUGUUCUUCACGGUAGCUGAGCCAGAAAAGCUGCCAAGGUUACGAGCGCGUGCGUUCUACACGAAGCGCGGGACCGAUGAAAUAAUACGCCGCUUGUCGGCCACAAGCAGUACGAGUAAGUCACCGGAUGCUUCACAGGGUGCUACGGAGGUUAGAGAGCAGCCGCCCGACUGGGAAGACGAGAGAAACGGCGGACAAGGCGAAGCCGAAGGCAAAUCGGAAGGGGAGACCCCAGCCAUCCCGAGCUUGAAGAACCCCACACCAUUUAUGAUUCGGGGGCGCUCGUCAACCGAAGAUCGCGAGACACGCAGAAGCCAACGCCCCACAUCCGUUGUUGUUGAGGGCGAGCCGGUGGCUGGUUUGAAAGAUCUGGGCUAAGAAACUCGCACCUUUGCGGGAACCCUGAUGUGGUUGGCCACACAGACACGGCCGGACAUCGCGAUUGCAGUACGAGCAGUAGCGCGGUAUU